Messenger RNA from Leptopilina boulardi, 3397 nucleotides. It is a transcript of the gene Wdr59, whose product is annotated as GATOR complex protein WDR59. The record is from RefSeq and is a predicted model, not a curated record. Gene Ontology annotation, molecular function: protein binding. Lineage: Eukaryota; Metazoa; Arthropoda; Insecta; Hymenoptera; Figitidae. The coding region runs from base 391 to 3303 and encodes 970 amino acids. The transcript is spliced from 20 exons.
UGGAAUUGUCAUUUUUGCUUUAGUAAGGUUACGUUCGCCAAUGGUAAUUUUCCCAUCUAGUGCAGUUUCACAGCCUUCAGUCAUUUCGUCCUUUUGAAAGUGGGUAACAUUAUUACCCACUUUAAAAGUAGGAAUUUCGCCGAGGAAUGGAAAAUCCCAAUAUUCGAAAUAGUAAAAUUACCAAAUAUUGUAUUUUCCAUUUUGGACCCUGUAUUAUUUCUGCAUUUAAUAUAGUAUUUGUGCCAUGGAUUCUUAAAAGUAAAAUUCCUAUCUUUGGGAAAAUUCUGUUUGGACUUUUUACAGUGUGUAAAAUCCAAAACGAAAAUAUUGAUGGGCAUUCAUAACCUCUAAAUAAAAUGACAGAAGCUAGUUUUUAAAUUAUAAAUAAUUAUGUCAAAACGCUGGGGCAGCAACUAUGUUGUCACUGAACAUCGUGAUUUACAGGCUAAUACCAUGGCAGUUGAUGCCACUGGUAACCAUGUUUUAUUGGCAGGUCGACGUUGUUUUGCGGUAAAACAGCUAGACGAUGUAUCGGAUACAUUAAAAAAAUUCAAUAGACAAAGCAAAUAUGAAGUUGGUUCUGCUGAAUGGAAUCCAACUGCUUCAAAUUGUCAUCUUUGUGCAAUAUCAAGUAAUACACGAGUGGAAAUACUGUCGUUUACGGGAGGAGCAGGAUAUGAUUUACAAACGGUUCACAGUUUACGAGCACAUACACGGGUAGUUAGUGAUUUAAAUUGGCAUCCUUCAGAACCAGAACUUUUAGCUUCAUGCAGUAUUGACACAUUUAUACACAUUUGGGACAUACGUGAUCAGAGAAAACCGAGUCAAUCUCUUUCAGCAGUUGCCGGAGCUUCUCAAGUGCAAUGGAAUAUAUUGUCUCCUCAUAUGUUGGCAACUGCACACGAUGGAGAUGUUAAAAUAUGGGAUCAAAGAAAAGGAAAUAGUCCAGUACAAUAUAUAGCAGCUCACUUGACAAAAAUUCACGGCUUAGAUUGGUGUCCUUUUCAACAAAAUCAAUUGGCAACAUCGAGUCAGGAUUGUACAGUAAAAAUAUUCGAUAUAGGAAAUCCACGAAGAGCCGAAAGUGUUCUUACAACUAAUUCUCCAGUAUGGAGAGCGAGAUACACGCCCUUUGGAGAAGGUCUUGUCACAAUUGUCGUGCCGCAAUUGCGACGAGGAGAAAAUAGUCUUCUAUUGUGGAAUACAGCGAAUCUCAGUUCUCCAAUUUAUACAUUCGUUGGACAUACGGAUGUUGUUUUAGAAUUUCAAUGGAGGCAACAAAAGUCUGAAAAUAGUGAUUAUGAAUUGAUUACGUGGUCGAAGGAUCAGUGCUUGAGGAUAUUUAAAAUUGAUCCACUAUUGAAAAAGUUAUGCGGGCAUGACAUAGAAGAUGGAACUUCAGUUUUUACUCAGUAUUCAGAAGACAGUAAUUUAAGAUCACUACAAACAGUUCAACAACUUCAGCUUCAUGAAUCUCAAAAUGAAUCAGAUUUAAAUUAUGUGACAAAAAUUGAUGGUUCAACGGUAAAUCAUGAUUUAAAUGUAUCCGAGCAGGAUAAAGAAGUGCCUUCUCCAACGCAACCAAAAACAUUACAGCAAGAAUUUUCUCUUAUAAAUAUAAAUAUACCAAAUAUAGAGGUAAAUGAAAUGGAUGCUGUGGAAAGAAGCUGUACAGUUACUGCGUGUAACAAAAAUUAUAAUGUGAUAUUAAAAGUAAAUUUUCCGGGUAAUUAUCCAUACAGUGCGCAGCCAACUUUUCAAUUUUGUUCUGGAACGACAGUUGAUAAUACGAUAAAAGUGAAAUUAUUAAAAGUAUUGAAACAAACUGCUCAGCAGCGUGUUAGAAAAAAUCGUUCUUGUCUAGAGCCAUGUUUGCGACAACUUAUUGCUACUUUAGAUCAGAUGUGUAUUAAAGAUGAACCAGAAAAUAAUCAUUUAAAAUAUCAUAUGCAACAUAAUGCAAAUUUUUUGAACUCGAGCAAUAUUUGCGCUAAUUAUCAGGAUGCAUACAUUCCAUUUCCAAGAACAUCGGGUGCAAAAUUUUCCUGCGUUGGGAUUCUUGUUUGUUUUGGAAGAUCCCAUUAUGCAAGAAGAAGUUCCAUGAAACCAGAAGGUGCAACGCCUAGAGCAUUAGCUGCUUUAGGUUCGAGUGUUCAUAAUAAUGGAAAUUUCAUGCAAAUUUAUCCAACUUCCUAUGGCCAGUCUAAUGAUAAUAUUUCAAUUAGUUCCUAUUAUUUUCAUGAUCGUAAUAUUUCAAGACGAGGCUUGCAAAAUUCCAGUAAAUUUCAAAGUAAACUUUGUCACAAAAAUUAUCAUUCAAUGGUGACAAUUUAUGAUGCUUCUUCAUUGUUCUUUGUCAAUAAAGAACUUGCCGAGAAAUAUAUAAUAAAUACCACAGAUAUAUCUGCAAUGUGUCAUUAUAAUGCAAAUGUAGCUGCGUCUUUGGAAAGGCCGGAUUUGGUGCAAGCUUGGUAUUUAGCGGCUUUGGUUAUAUCUCAACCUACGACACAUUCUACUCCAAGUACAUCUCAACCUUCGGAUAUAGAAGUAACGUGGCCUUUACAUCCAUUUGGUCAAAAUUUAAUUCACUCCCUAAUUCAACAUUAUGCUCGACAAUCUGAUAUUCAGAUGGCCGGUAUGUUGAGUUGUGCAUUUAGUUAUCGAUCUGAAAAUGCAGAUUUAAAUCAGGGACGAAUGAUAAGCAAAUCUGUAAACGUCAGUUUUUUCACGGGAAAGCGGUGGUCGAAGCCUGGUGGAUCUCCAUAUCACACUAUACAUCCUGCAGAUACAAGUCUGGAAGGAUGGAAUUUUCAAAAUCUUAAACAAAACAGAUCGAACUCCUGGUCAGAGACUUUAGAUGAUCUCAAAGUUAUUCAAGAUGCAUUUGGGGAAUGCGGUCGUAAUGUUAGACUGAUUGAUGAAAAAAAUAUGGCUCUCUAUGAUGGAUAUAAAAAAGCUUACGCAGAAGUGUUGCACAGAUGGAAACUUUUGGAUGCACGAGCUCAAGUAUUGAAGCACGUUAGCACAUCUCAAACGGAUAUAAACAAAAGUAUUGAAUAUCAAAGUGAAUGCUCGUCCUGUGGAAAGACAGGUAAAGGUCCGCAAUGCAGUAAUUGCAAACGUUUGACUUUCCAAUGUGCCAUUUGUCACAUUUCUGUCAGAGGACCUAGCAAUUUUUGUAUAGUUUGUGGCCACGGUGGUCACACACAACAUUUGGCUGCUUGGUUUACAAACGAGACAUUAUGUCCAACUGGAUGUGGCUGUUGUUGUUUACAGGAAAGUAUUAUUCUCCUAAAAAUGUAAAUACAUGUUGGGGGAAAUUAAUUAAGUUUCUUUUUUUUACUGUAAAUAUAUUACAGCUUUGUUGAAAAUCAAAUAUAAAAAUUUGUUUAUUUUU